UUCUCCACCAGUUUUACUUUCAUUAUUUUACGUUCAAUCUUCAAAUUUUUAACACCAAAACUUCUUCAAAGUUUCCCGAUCAGCUCCCAUUACAACCAUCCUUCCGACCGCCUCUUUUACUAGAACUCCUUCUCUGAGUUGACACUAUGGCAAAAUGUACUAAGAAAAUCACUAAUGCCGCUUCUACUUCGGCAAGAAACUCCUCCCCUCCUUCUUCUCCAUCAAUGGUCGACGGUGUCGGCUGAGCUUCAAAACCUAGAGCCUUUAAUAUUCCCCCUUCAUCUUUCAACUUUUUUAAAGAGUUUGCAGUUUGCACAGCAAACACAAAAGGUGAUCGAAGGCAAUGGUAGAAGCCUAUCCAUAUUCUAUUACUCUUGACUUUGAGAAACACGUUCGGGAGGACUGUGGCUGGGAAAUGCCAUAGGAAGAUGACUCUACUGCUGCUCCUCCACCGAUUUUUGGGAAGAUAAUUUCUCAAAUUAUUUUCCCAUCGGCCAAUGAAUCUAUCCUCACUUUUCGACCGGGUUUAUCCAAUGUAUAAACUUACCCUUUCACUCUCAAAUUCAAUCCUCCAAUUGACCUCAUAAUUUUAGACUUAUGUCAUACCUACAAUGUGUGUCUCGUACAAGUUGGUCUAUCAGUAUGGAGGCUAAUUGCAUGCCUUUGUUUUUUGACCACGGAGUAUGAGCUUCCUUUUACUUUGGAUCAUUUGAUCCGUUUGCAUACUCCCACAUUUUUCCGUGGGGGAAUAAUCAGACUUCUGAAAUGGGGAAAAACCCCAUUAUCUCCAGCCUUUCUAAAGAUUACAACCAGAGCUGGAUGGAAUGCUUCGUAGCAGUCCCAACCGCCAAGAUUAUUUAGACAGAUCAUAUGCCCUUUCCGAAGGUGUGGAACUUAUCUCAUAAGUAACUGCCUUUUUUUUAACCUUUGCCUUCUCUGCAGCUACCACUUGGACUCCCGCUACCAUCUCGAAUCUGCACUAGUGGGUUUAGGCUAUUUUGGCUGUUUCAAAAAGUCGAUCACUCUUGGAAAAUUAUUUCCAAAGAUCGAUGGAAGGCCGCCAAUCACGGUUAGUUUGCACCGGAAGAAUAUUCGGAAGAGAUUAUUUCCUUUAUUUCUCCUUUACCUUUCCUUUUUUUUUUACUUUUUUUUUUUUUUUUACUUAUCAGGUCUUCCGAAGGGAUCUUCUAUCCCAAGGGUCAUGAAUGACCUUAAAUUAGAUCCGGAAUCUUCUUCUCUUUUAAUUUCUCAAUCUGCAGUUUCGAAGAAAAAGACUGCUAGACCACUUAUUGCGCCAUCCUCUCCUUCGGCACCAAAGAGGAAAAGAAAGACGAGAACAACUUCUUUCCCCGAUACUACCGUAGCAACAAAUGAAUCUGCCGAAGCAGUUGAGGCUCCUCCUAUUGUGGAAAUCGAUGAAGAGGAGACCAAUGAUGACAUCCCACUCAAGAGCGUAAAGGCCUCUACUUCUCCAAUUCGUACUCCAGCAACUGUUCCGGCAGUUGUUUCAACUGUCGUUCCGGCAACUGCUCCACUCCCAUCAACUGGUCUUGACGGCCUUGACCAAUAUUUCGAGGAAACUGAAACUACUGGGAACCUGGAGUCUUUUGUAAGUGCCUUGGGUUUCGAACAUCUUUUGAUUCCUCAGGGACUUCCUUCGUCUUCAAGAUCGAGAAGAAGCCACUCUUUUUCUCGUUCCAACCUGGUGAAUAUCUUUACGGCUCCAAUUGCAGAUCCGACCCGGCGUAGAACAACAAUUAUUUCUAUUCCUGAAGACACCAAUUUCCUGGGUCGACCGGUUGGAGUCACUAGUUAUUUGAAACCUUUAAUAUCAGAAUCUGACAAAGAGAAGAUGCGUGUAGUCACUUGGAAGUGCUUAAUCAAUGACAAAAUGCAUGCAUCAAACAAGUCGUCUAUUUUGACUGGGGAAGGUCUUUGCCUUUGCCUUGUAGAGAAUGAUGAUUUAAAGGCUCAGCUGGAUGCCCAAGAGAGGGAAAUUCUUCAUCUGAGGCAAGAGCUUGAGCGGAGAAAUAAUCAAUCCGCAGAGGAGCUUCCCUCAAUAAAAGCUUGGAGAAAGAGGCUGAUCAACUUUUUAAUGACCUCUAGGGCCUCCGAAAGAAGUUUUAUCUUUCAAGGAAAAGAAUGAAUCUCUUCUCUCUGCUGAAGUUGACCAACUCAACAAUGAGCUCUCCGUAAUUGAUGAAGAAUGGUCGUUUGAGCUAACCGCUGCUACUCAGGAUUUCGAGCAAAACUUGCAGUAGUACUAAGUCGAGAAUCGCCUACAAACCAACAUUAUUGAUAAAUUGAAAUCUGAUCUCCAUGCCUCCAUUCGAAAGAACGAAGAGAUUUCAACUCACCUGGAUCAGGCUCGUGCUGAUUUGAAGGCUGAGAAGGCUUUAUCCGUUUUAAGGGCUGAAUACACUAAGUGGAAUGUUCGCAGGUUUAUCCUGGAACAGUCUCGAAGUGGUUUUCAGGAUUGGAAUGCAAAGAUUUUCGAAGCCAAAAAGCUCGAGGUUCAAGCCUAUCAACGGAUGUCCGCUAUUGAAAGCUCCAAAAAUGACCCCGAAGACUUAGAUGACGAAUAUGUGUGAUUCAUAUGUUUGUUUCUUUUUUUGUGUUCUCAUUAUUUUUUAAAUUUUUUUGUACUUUUCUAGACCUGUUUUUUGGGUAAAUGAAUUGAUCUAAAUUUCCAAUUAUGAUCUUUUGAUCUUUACUUUUUUAGUUGUCUUACUCAGAUAUAUGUACGAGACAAUUUUCUCAUUUUAACUUAAUCUGGAAUUAAUUCCUGUAAGUUUUUUUUUUCAAUUUAACAAAUGUAUUGGGCCUUUGUUUAUGCUUAUGAACAAGACGUCUCCUGUUCACUUCGAGCAUGAUUCUAUUUAGACGGUAUAACGCCUUUUAAAAGAAAGAUUCCGACUGGUCUG
This is a messenger RNA of Lycium barbarum (goji berry), 2924 nucleotides long. RefSeq lists its product as uncharacterized. The coding region runs from base 1202 to 2146 and encodes 314 amino acids. The transcript is spliced from 2 exons. The record is from RefSeq and is a predicted model, not a curated record. Lineage: Eukaryota; Viridiplantae; Streptophyta; Magnoliopsida; Solanales; Solanaceae.